Populus nigra (black poplar) is the source of this 1041-nucleotide messenger RNA. RefSeq lists its product as uncharacterized. The coding region runs from base 186 to 782 and encodes 198 amino acids. The transcript has 10 exons. Gene Ontology annotation, cellular component: small-subunit processome; nucleolus. Lineage: Eukaryota; Viridiplantae; Streptophyta; Magnoliopsida; Malpighiales; Salicaceae. The record is from RefSeq and is a predicted model, not a curated record.
AAUCUAAUACAGCGAAGCUGGGCUGGACUCUUCGGGCUCCAAAUUCCUCGUUUAGGUUAAACGAAAUCCCUGCGGCGGGCGACUCCUUUAAAGAAACUCUUUUCCUCACCGUCACCGACCCAAGUAAAAGAACGGUGAAUCUCAGGGUUUGUACUGUCUUAGGUUUUUAAUCUUCAAACGAAGCGAUGGGGAGAGCCAAAAAAGGCCCUAAAUUUGCAAAAAUGAAGAAGAUGAUUACCUCUAAAGCAAUUAAACAACAUAAAGAAGAGGUUUUGAAUCCGAAGAAAAAAGAUUUGUCCCUCGAAAAGCUUCCAAGAAAUGUGCCACAGGUUUCUUCUGCUCUCUACUUCUCAUACAACACAGCUUUGGGGCCGCCAUAUAGGGUCUUGGUGGAUACUAACUUCAUUAAUUUCUCUAUUCAGAAUAAAUUGGAUUUAGAGAAGGCAAUGCUGGACUGCUUGUAUGCGAAAUGCACACCUUGCAUCACAGACUGUGUAAUGGCGGAACUUGAGAAGUUGGGUCAGAAAUACCGCGUGGCUUUAAGGAUUGCUAAGGAUCCACGUUUUGAGAGACUACCCUGUAUUCAUAAGGGGACUUAUGCUGAUGACUGUAUUGUUGAAAGGGUUACCAAGCAUAAAUGCUAUAUUGUUGCUACAUGUGAUCGAGAUUUAAAGCGAAGAAUCCGCAAGAUCCCUGGUGUGCCAAUCAUGUACAUCACUCAACACAAAUACUCAAUUGAGCGGUUGCCUGAAGCAACAGUAGGUGGAGCUCCACGAUAUUGAUAGCUUUCAAGAUUGGGAGAACAGAGGAUUUUGCUUGAUGCUCUUGAAUGUUAUUUAUCCUCUACCAUAUGGAAAUAUGGUUGAGAUCCUUUACCAUAUGGUGGCUCUUUUUUAGUGUAGUUGUUUCCAACCUCGAAAUGAGGGUUGAAAUUUGUUGUUUCUAUAAUCAGAGGAAAGUCUUCACAAUAUGCAACUGUUUUUAGCUUUACGCCUUGUUUCAUUAUUCUAUAUCACUCUUGCAGUCUGAAUUAUGCUUCAA